Molecule: messenger RNA, 993 nt
Organism: Pterocles gutturalis (yellow-throated sandgrouse)
Lineage: Eukaryota; Metazoa; Chordata; Aves; Pterocliformes; Pteroclidae
Product: potassium voltage-gated channel subfamily KQT member 5-like
Exons: 8
Coding region: 355-993 (212 amino acids)
Biological process (GO): potassium ion transport
Cellular component (GO): membrane
Molecular function (GO): voltage-gated potassium channel activity
Source: RefSeq, a predicted model, not a curated record
CUGACAACCAUUGGCUAUGGAGACAAGACUCCUCUUACUUGGCUUGGAAGGUUGCUUUCUGCAGGAUUUGCUCUACUUGGCAUUUCUUUCUUUGCACUACCUGCUGGCAUCCUUGGCUCAGGAUUCGCAUUAAAAGUGCAGGAACAGCAUCGUCAGAAACACUUUGAGAAAAGAAGGAAUCCAGCUGCCAGUCUAAUUCAGUGUGUAUGGCGUAGUUAUGCGGCUGAUGAGAAAUCGGUUUCCAUUGCUACCUGGAAGCCUCAUUUGAAGGCCUUGCAUACCUGCAGCCCUACAAAAAAAGAACAAGGGGAAGCUUCUAGCAGUCAAAAGCUAAGUUUUAAGGAGCGAGUCCGGAUGGCCAGUCCACGAGGUCAAAGUAUAAAGAACAGGCAGUCUUCAGUUGGAGAUCGCCGGUCACCAAGUGCCGAUAUUGCCACCGAGGGCAGCCCAACCAAAGUCCAGAAGAGCUGGAGCUUCAACGACCGAACCCGCUUCAGGCCCUCGCUGCGGCUGAAGAGCUCGCAGCCCAAACCUGUGGUCGACGCUGACACCAGUCUUGGAACAGAUGAUGUUUACGAUGAUAAAGGGUGUCAGUGUGAUGUGUCAGUAGAAGAUCUCACCCCUGCUCUUAAAACUGUCAUCAGAGCAAUCAGAAUUAUGAAAUUUCAUGUUGCAAAGAGAAAGUUUAAGGAAACACUUCGUCCAUAUGAUGUCAAAGAUGUCAUUGAACAGUAUUCAGCAGGUCAUCUAGACAUGUUAUGCAGGAUUAAGAGUCUUCAGUCACGUGUUGACCAAAUUCUUGGGAAAGGACAAAUCACAGCAGAUAAAAGAAGCAGAGAAAAGAAUCCUGCAGAGAAUGAGACAACUGAUGACCUCAGUAUGUUAGGGCGUGUAGUCAAGGUGGAGAAACAGGUAGAGUGUUUAUCAGUGUCGCUUUGUCUUGCUCUAUUACUCAUGCCUUUUGUGUAUUUUAUUGCCAGUUUCAAAGGCUAA